GAGUACAAUUAACUGUUUGCUUAGGUUUUGAUUAAACUUGUCUUCAUGCACUAAACAACCAACAUUACAUUGCUCAACUUUCAAGAAUGCACUUGUUGGUGUUGGUGUCUGCAGACUAGAUGACAUGCGUGGAAGGUGAAGCAGUUCAAGAGCCAAAUCUUCCAUCUUUGGCAAGGCAAGGCUCAAUGUUCAGUCUCACCCUCGAUGAGGUCCAGAACCAAUUGGGUAAUUUGGGGAAACCAUUGGGGAGCAUGAAUCUCGAUGAGCUUCUCAAAAGCAUCGACAAUGGUGGUGCACCCCAAAAUCAUUCAGGAUCGUCUUUGCCUCGGCAAGGGAGCCUCACAUUGUCCAGAGAUCUUAGUAAGAAGACUGUCGAUGAGUUAUGGAAAGACAUACAACUAAAGAAGAAUGACAAGGAAGAACAAUGGAAUAAUGACGCAGAAAGACAUCCAACUCUUGGGAAGAUGACCCUUGAAGAUUUCUUGGCGAGAGCAGGCGUUGUUGCUGAUUCAAUUCUGAUGCCGCAACAAAAUACCCAACAACAAGAGAAUCAAUGGAUGCAAUUCCAGCUCCCUUCAGUACAGCAGCCUCAGCAACAGCAUCAUCAACAUGAUAUGAUGCCUGUUUUUAUGCCAAACCAUCCGAUUCAACAGCCUAUGGCUUUGAGUAUGAUGGAAGGCCCUUAUGCUGAUGUUCAAGUGAACGUGUCACCCUCUUCUUUGAUGGGCACUCUUUCAGAUACACAGGCAGCAGCCACGCGGAAAAGGGCUGCUCCUGGAGGAAACGUGGUUGAGAAGACUGUUGAAAGGAGGCAUAAGAGAAUGAUUAAGAACAGGGAAUCUGCGGCGCGGUCACGAGCCAGGAAACAAGCUUAUACACAUGAGCUAGAGAUCAAGAUCUCGCAUUUGGAAGAGGAAAACAAAAUACUCAGAAGACAAAGUGAAUUGGAUAAGGUCUUGCCUAGUGCUCCUCCCAUUGAGCCUAAGCAUCAGCUUCGGAGAACGAGUUCAGCCCCUUUCUGAUAUUUUUCUUGUCACUACAUAAUGGUUAAAAGAUGCAUUAUUCAGGAAAUAGAGAACAGCAGCUGUCAUCUCUCAAACCAUCAUCCAUCCUUGGUUUCUUACGGGGAGAAGACGCUUCUGUUGGGCCAGUUCUAGGCAUCUCAGUUGGAGAGGCCGUUUUGUUCUCCUCGACCAGUGGCUUGGAAUCUUUUAGCACCCCACCUAGUUUCUGCUGCUCCUCAACGAUCUUCUGCAAGUAUUUACCCUGGGCUUCUAUCCUUACUUGUAACUGCCUCUGCACCUGGAAAAAAGAGAGGAUUAUGUAAAAAUGUUGCUCCUCAUACCAUAGGACAUUCUCCAAGAUAUCGUAAUAUCGUAUUAUCUUCCUGAACAAGCUUGCUUGAAAUGAAUAAUUCAAGCAACAUUUUUACAGGAUGUAGAACAUGCUAGAGAACAAAAUAUUAAUUUGAUUCCAGGUA
Messenger RNA from Tripterygium wilfordii, 1480 nucleotides. RefSeq names its product ABSCISIC ACID-INSENSITIVE 5-like protein 3. Gene Ontology annotation, biological process: positive regulation of DNA-templated transcription. Lineage: Eukaryota; Viridiplantae; Streptophyta; Magnoliopsida; Celastrales; Celastraceae. The record is from RefSeq and is a predicted model, not a curated record. The transcript is spliced from 5 exons. Bases 120 to 1022 code for a protein of 300 amino acids. Gene Ontology annotation, cellular component: nucleus. Gene Ontology annotation, molecular function: DNA-binding transcription factor activity.